GGUUUCGCUUAGUUAAACGCGAACACUUACGGACCCUUGACGUCCGGGUCCAGAACGAAAUACUGAACUAAAGCAGAGGACUCGUCGGGCUAUGAAAAACGGGAAAUAGUGUUUUCUCUAAAACGUUUUUACAAAAUGAGUUCCGCCGGCGGUUCCAAAUACCAGUACUUAGCUGCCUUAAGUGUAAAUAUAAUUUCAAUAUCGUAUGGAGCAUUUUGCGGUUGGCCAUCAUCCAGCUUUUUGGAACUGACAGCAGAGGAUAGUCCUCUGGAUACAGGCCCUCUGACAAGUAGGGAUCAGGGAUGGGUGGCGUCGAACAUUUGCCUGGGAGGGCUGUUUGGAACCCUUCUGUUUACAUGGCUGGCAGAUAAAAUUGGCAGGAAAUGGUGCCUAAUGUGGAUGGCAUUGCCAAACCUGCUAGGUUGGGUAAUCAUACCUUUUGCCCGCAACCCGAUGCACUUAAUCAUCGCCCGGUUUAUUGGAGGAGCAGCUGGUGGGGGCUGUUUCACAGUGAUUCCUAUCUAUAUAGCUGAAUUGGCAUCUGACAACAUUCGCGGCACUUUGGGCGUCUUUCUAGUGCUAACUUGCAAUGCUGGGGUGGUUUUGGCCUUCGUCCUUGGCUACUACUUCAACUAUGCCCAAGUGUCCUGGAUUGUCUCCUCGUUAUCCUUCGUGUUUGUGGGCUGCUUCUGGUUCAUGCCGGAGACUCCGCAGCACCUGGCCAAAAUAAACAAGAUCGAGGAGGCAGAGCGCUCUCUGCGCUACUAUCGAAAUAUUAAAACGAAUCCUGCCAAGGAACUGAGUGAGGAGCUGCAACUGGAACUGCAGAAACUAAGGACUACUGAGAAAUCCGAUGCAGAUGCUGAUGGGGACGAUAAUGAAGCUACCGGUGUGACAUGGGCAGACUUCGCUGAGGGCAAGACCCGGAAGGCUUUCCUGAUCGGAUUCGGACUAAUAAGCUUCAAUCAGCUCUGCGGAUGCUUCGCGAUGCUGAAUUACACAGCUGAGAUUUUCAAGCAGGCGGGAUCUAGCAUUGAGCCUACGAUGGCUGCCAUCAUAGUGGGUUUCAUCCAAUUACUUGGAACCUAUACAUCCACUGUGUUAGUGGAGCGAUUGGGCCGGAAGCUAUUGCUUCUGGUUUCGGCAGUGGGAAUCGGACUGGGCCAGAGUGCCAUGGGCAUUUAUAGCUACUUCCAGGUAUUAGGAUGGCAUGUGUCGACAUUUAGUUGGGUGCCCAUUGCCGGAUUUUCGUUCAUGUUGUUCCUGGCCGCAGUGGGUCUGCUGUCCUUGCCUUUCCUGGUGAUAUCGGAGAUAAUGCCGCAGAAGAUUAGGAGCACUGCGAUAAUGCUGCUCAUGUCGGUGCUUUGGUUGAUUUCGACCUGCGCCAUCAAGCUUAUUCCCGCCUUCAUUGAGUCGCUUGGCAUGCAUGGGACCGUCUUCAUGUUCGCCAGUUUAUCCUUCUCAGCAGCUGUGUUCAUCGCCGUGUUUGUGCCCGAAACCAAGGGCAAGUCAGUUGAAGCCAUCUUGGCCAGCCUUUAGUAUUAAUAGUUAAUUUUGUUAUUGUUUUCAAUAAAAUCGAAAUCAAAAUCCA
Molecule: messenger RNA, 1591 nt
Organism: Drosophila eugracilis
Lineage: Eukaryota; Metazoa; Arthropoda; Insecta; Diptera; Drosophilidae
Product: facilitated trehalose transporter Tret1
Biological process (GO): transmembrane transport; carbohydrate transport
Cellular component (GO): membrane
Molecular function (GO): sugar transmembrane transporter activity
Source: RefSeq, a predicted model, not a curated record